AUGAACAUGGGUACACAGAGGGCUGUCAAACAACAGCUCCUCCGAAGCCGCCGCCAUUUUCCGCCCCCGCCGGAUCGCUGCUGUGCCUCGGCGGCCGCUCGCUUCCCUACUCUGCAGCCUGAGCCACGGGCGCCGCCCGGCCCUAAGAGGGAGGCCCUGGCCGGAACGUGCGGGGACGGCAGCUGCAACGUCAGGAAGGCCAGGCUCCGACCCCGCCCGCAGUGCCCCGGCGCCGACAGCUUGCGCCAGCCGGCGGGUGCUAGCGGGCAGCAAGGGGGCCGGACAGGCUCCACUGGGCGGAGCGGCCCUGACGGCGGUUGGGACCUGAAGGUUCCAUCGCACUUACUUCCUGUUUUGGGUCCGGGCACUUUGGAAGAACCAGGAUGGAGGCUCCAAAAAAUACCAGGAUGGAGGAAGCAGCCACGGGCGAGAGUGGCUGCAGCUGGAGUGAGCGAGCGCGACAAGCCACCGGAAACGGAGCUGCAGCCGCGCCCCGCCCCCAGCUCCCCGCACGCUGCCCCUCCCGCUCUUCUGUCCCGCGGGCGGCCCCGCGCGCUGUCUGCACGCGUCACUUCCGGCCGUGUCGGCGCGCGAAAAAAGUUCUUGGGUUGGAACGUUGAUACUAGUCUGUGGCGGUGUUUGUCGGCUGUCCUUCUCUGCUACGAAAUCUCGGCACUGACUGUCCCAUUGCUGAUGCUAUAAAAGAGGUCCUUCUGCUAUGACGCAACUGUGGUUCCUCUGGUUCUGGGGACUUAUGCCCCGCGUGCCGAUUUUCAUAGUUCCAUGUGGCUCCGAGCCGAGGGAGCCGCGGUGUGGAAAGAAGGGAACCGAUGAUGUCAGUGCUGAAGAAAACGGAGUGUGUGUCUUCAUGCUUGAUUUCCCUUGCCGCAGGGGCUUAAAAUGAGAUGUCUGGGCGUGAGAAGUCGUUCUUGAUGAAAUGUGUCCUCUGCGAGUGUGGUCUCGCUGUUAGACUUGGAAGAUACUAUUUUGCUGUGCCCAGUUCCUCUUGAAAGUACAGAUGCUCCUUGGGUUGCGAUUUCGUUUUAAUACCCUUAUAAACGAAAAGGAUAAGCCUUUGGGUUCUGUAAUGUGAGCCAGCAUUCUUUGAGUACUUACAUGUCAGGAACCGAAGAGAAGUGAAGGAAUGUGUCCAAGGGCUCCCAAGUUGGCGGUGGAAUUAGAAUUGAAGCCUCAGCUCCAGAGCCUGUGUUCUGAACGACCCGGUUGCAGCUCACAAAAUACACUUUGGCAGUACUUUCAUAACGAAAACAAAUGAUUACAACUAGUUUACAAAUGCUUUACUUUACUGGAGGAUCGACAUGUUUGACUGAUUUUCAAAAAUAAAUGUCAGAAGCAGCAUUUUCUUGUGUUGAUAACUUUAUUACUAAUUUGUGGCACUCUGCAUUCUGUUGGAGUUAACCUGUAUAUCAUUCCAUUUUUUAAUAAGUACAUAAUAAUGUUUAUGUAAGCAAAACUAUGAGGCAGAAUAGUAUUGUGGUUUGGACUCGGCAGUCAGACCUGAGUGUGAAUCUUGGCUCAAUUUCUUAGUAGUGGAUAUGGCACUUCACCUCUUUUAGCUUCGUUUACUUUAGAAAAAUGGGAGUAAUAAGACCUACCCUCCAGACAACAUAUUUUGCAUAGAACCUGACAUGUAUUAAGCAUUAAAAAUGGAAACUAAUAAACCUUAAAGCCAGAAAAGCAAUACAACUACUCAAAGAGCAGUUCUAAUAAAGUAAUAAUUACAUAUGCAAAAUUGUUGACAUUAACACUGAUUAGAAGGUGAUUCCUAAUGAGCCACAUUUUUUCAUAAGACAUAACCAUAUAGGAUUCUUUUUACUAAGGCAUAAAAUAGUGAUAUAUAAAUUAUAGUCGAGCUGUCCAUUCUCUUCUACUAAAUUUUAGGUCAGCCUGCACCCUGCUAAUUCCCCCCAAAAAGUCAAGUUCAUCCUCAUAACUAAAUUCUCCCUUUCUGGUUGAGUUUGUUUUAUAACAACCUUUUCCCAAGUCAGUUGGUAUUUAUUUAGGGAUGACAAGUGUAUUUUAAUAUUAAUACAUAAUUUUUAAAAAAAGUAACAUCUCUAUCCCUUUAACUUGAAUAAUCAAUGUAAAGACUAUCCAUAACACAACUUGAUUCCUAGAGCAAUUUUCUGCAGUUCUACUUCUAUGUUAUCCGUACCUCAUUACCUAGUCAAUGUGUACCUAGGGAAUGGAUGAGGUUUUAAAUAUUAUCCAAGGAUUUACCUAUUUAGGAAUUAAAUGUUUUGUAGAAAAAUCAUUAGAAAUAUUUCUAUCCUAAAUAAUUAUGAAAGUAUUUAUAGCAUAGCUAUGGUAUUUACUGCAUUUGCUAGUUAAAAUUGACUUUGUUGAACUCCAGAUGUUUAUAACACUUUCAUGAACCUCAUCAGUUAUUGAAUGAUGAUGAAAUUGCCUUUUAUGACAGGUUGAUAUAUUAAUAUAAAGUAUUUCAAAUACUGAGAAGCAGGUUCUGUUGGUUCAUGAUCCUCUCAUGCUAAUUCAGAAAAAAGAUGUUUAUAAGCUUUUGUUCAAAGUAAAAGAAAACUACAAUUA
Molecule: messenger RNA, 2568 nt
Organism: Macaca mulatta (Rhesus monkey)
Lineage: Eukaryota; Metazoa; Chordata; Mammalia; Primates; Cercopithecidae
Source: RefSeq, a predicted model, not a curated record